Messenger RNA from Chiroxiphia lanceolata (lance-tailed manakin), 747 nucleotides. RefSeq names its product proline-rich protein 2-like. The transcript has a single exon. The coding region runs from base 1 to 747 and encodes 248 amino acids. NCBI's taxonomy places the organism in Eukaryota, Metazoa, Chordata, Aves, Passeriformes, Pipridae. The record is from RefSeq and is a predicted model, not a curated record.
AUGCCAGCACCCCGCGCCCUCCCCUCGGCCCGGGGCCGCCCCCUGGUUCCCCCGGCCUCCCCACAGCCUCGCCCCGCCGCGCCCCGGCCCCCAGCCCGGCCCACCGCCCCACGCCCCCGGCCCGGGCCCCGCAGCCGCAGGGGAGCCGGGCCGCGCCCCCGCUCCGCGCCGGGCCUCUACCCCCUCCCCGGGCCACGGCGGCCCCACGCCUCCGCCGGGCCUGCGGGGCCCCCGCGCCGCCCGCGCCCCGCCGCGCCGGGCCGAGCCGCCUCCUGCUGCCCGCGAUCCCCCCCCCGCGGCGGAGCCGCCCCGGCCCGGGCGGGCCCCGCGCCCCGCACUCCGCACCACGAGUGCCCGGCACCGCCACUCACCGCCCGCACUCUGACCCCCGACCCCGCGCUGAGCGGCAGCGCCGCCGCCCAACCGCAGCGUCCGCCGCCGCCGGGGGCGGUGCCUCCGGCCCGCCGCGGCCGGCCGCGCAUGCGCUCGCCGCCCACCGCGCCGCGGGGCACGAUGGGCAGUGUAGUCCCGCCCGCCUGCCGGCCCCGCCGCGUGGCCGCGCCUCGACGCCGCGCCCGCCCCGCCGGGUCCCCGGGCACUGACCCCCCGCCCCGCCCCCCGUGCCCAGCGGACACUUCGUGCCCUCCGCACUGGCCCGCCGCCUCCUGUCUCCCCAGGGGUACCGCUUACCAUGUGUCCCAAAGGGCCAUCCUGCCGUGCCCUCGGGUUGCCUCCCCCAACCCCUGA